This is a messenger RNA of Ostrinia nubilalis (European corn borer), 531 nucleotides long. RefSeq lists its product as uncharacterized. NCBI's taxonomy places the organism in Eukaryota, Metazoa, Arthropoda, Insecta, Lepidoptera, Crambidae. The record is from RefSeq and is a predicted model, not a curated record. The transcript is spliced from 3 exons. The coding region runs from base 1 to 531 and encodes 176 amino acids.
AUGGAACGCGGGCUGCGCGCGCCGCUCCAUCGACCCGAUAUGUGUUAUCGCCAGUGUAAGACCAACCUCCAGGCGGGUUGGCCGCAUGCCUUUAUGGGCGAGCUUCAAUACCCCGGCGCGCCAAGCGUCGUAGAGGACGAGAGGCAGUAUCGGGCCCCCUUCAGGCGCGCCCCACAGUACAGAUGGCCCGCGCCGCAGCCCCCACAGCCGUCGGCCUUCGCCCCGUGGCGUAGGGCGCCCGCUCCUCCGCGCCCACCGGACUACAGACGGAGCGCCUCUUACCCAGGGAAGCCCGACGAGCCUUACCAGGAACGAAGCGGGCUGGACAGUAUGCGGUCGUUGGAGCACUACCUUACUGACAUUAUGAGGGCCGAUACGUCAGAUCACAUGAAAGGCAAGUCGCCGUUCUUUCCCGGCGUGGAGGAGGCGGCGGUGGCGGGCGGCGCCGCCGGCGCGGGCUCGCCGGCGGGGCCCGACCAGGCUCAGGAUGUCGUCUCGAGGCUCAGCGCUGCCGGUGAGUUGAGAUAUUGA